AGGCCAGCCUCUCCGGCACCGGACGAGGGGGUGUCGCCCGAGAGAAGCCGCUGCAGGCUGCAGAGUCGCCGCCCGCGCCGCCCGCAGGGAGACCCCCGGCUGCCCACCGCGACCUCGCGCACUCGGACGGCGGAAGACAUGCCCGAGGACACGGGCCUCUCCUUGCUGGAGCCGCUCAGCCUCCCCGGCCUGGCCCUGGCCGCGGCCCUGCUGCUCCUCGCCCUGUGCCUGGGCUCCCGGCGCACCAGGAGACCUGGUGAGCCUCCAUUGAUAAGAGGUUGGCUCCCUUAUGUUGGAAUGGCCCUGAAAUUACAAAAAAAUCCCUUAGGUUUCAUAAAAUCUCUUCAAAAGCAGCAUGGUGACACUUUUACAGUUCUCCUUGGAGGGAAGUACAUAACAUUUAUCUUGGACCCUUUCCAGUACCACUUACUAUUGAAAAGUCACAAACACUUAAGCUUUCGACAAUUCAGUAAUAAGAUAGUAAAUAAAGCAUUUGGUAUCAAGAGCUUAGCAAGCAGUGCUGACCUGGAUGAUGAACUUCACACCUGCUAUCAACUUUUGCAAGGCAAAUCUUUGGACAUACUCUUGGAAAACAUGAUGCAGAAUCUAAGACAAGUGCUUGAACACAAACUAUCAAAGACCACAAGUUGGAACAUGGCACAAAUGUUUACGUUCUGCAGCUCAGUAAUAUUUGAGGUCACGUUUAUAACCAUAUAUGGAAAAGUUAUUGCUGAUGACAGGAAAGACUAUAUCAGUAAGCUAAGGGAUGAUUUUAUAAAAUUGGAUGACAAGUUUCCAUAUUUAAUGUCCAACAUACCCAUUGAGCUUCUAGGAGAUGUCAAAACUGUUCAGAAGAGGCUUAUAAAAUGCUUAACAUCAGAAAACUUAGCUAAGUUACAAGGAUGGUCACAAAUUGUUCAAAUGAGGCAAAACAUUUUGGAGAAAUAUCUUGUGCAUGAGGACUUUGAAAUAGGAGCACAUCAUUUAGCCUUUCUCUGGGCCUCUGUGGCAAACACUGUUCCAGUUAUGUUCUGGGCACUGUAUUAUCUUCUGCGACACCCAGAAGCUAUGGCAGCGGUGCGUGACGAAAUUGACCAUUUGCUGCAGUCAACAGGUCAAAAAAAAGGGUCUGGAUUUUCCAUCUACUUCACCAGAGAACAAAUGGACAGCCUGGUCUACCUAGAAAGCACCAUUCUUGAGGUUUUACGACUGUGCUCAAUUUCAAGCACCAUUCGGAGUGUUGAAGAGGAUUUGGCUCUCAAUUCAGAGACCGGGGAGUACUGUGUGCGAAAAGGAGACUUAGUAGCCCUCUUUCCUUCAAUCGUACAUAAGGACCCCGAAGUCUUUGAAGCUCCAGAGGAGUUUAGAUACGAUCGCUUUACAGAAGAUGGUAAGAAGAAAACCACCUUUUUCAAAGGAGAGAAAAAGCUGAAGUUUUACCUACUGCCAUUUGGAUUUGGAGCCAGCAAAUGUCCGGGCCGAUUUUUUGCAGUUACUGAAAUAAAACAAUUGUUGAUUGUACUUUUAACAUGUUUUGAUUUAGAAAUAGUUGACAGUAAGCCUAUAGGACUAAACUAUAGCCGCUUACUGUUUGGUACUCAGUCUCCAGAUUCUGAUGUUUUAUUUAGGUACAAGAUGAAAUCUUAGAGAAGUUAAAAGGAAAGAAAAGAAAUCUAUCAAAACUAACCUAAAUGUCAUAAGCACAGCUAUUUGUUUUUAAUUUCUGUAAAUGUAAUUGCUUUGUUUGUUUGUUUAAAAAGUGCCAAUUUCUAUUUGAUCUGAGAUCAGUCCAUUUUGGACUCUGUCAUAGACCCUAUCAUAAAAUAAAAGAGAAUGAUAGCAUGGAAAUGGACAUCAAAAUCAACUUAAUGAUAAGCUCAAAAUAGCUUAUUUUACUUUCUACUAUUGCAAUUUUCACUUGUUAUAGUAAACGUACCUUUACAGCAAUACUUGGCACUGUGGGAUAUUUUUUAAGUAACUCAAAUUCUUCUCUAAUGUGAAGAACACACUGUAUGUACUACUGAAAAAUUGUGCUGGCAAUGGACACAGUCUAACAAAUUUCAAAUUCUCAAAUGAGAGGAAAAUUAAAUUUCCAUGAUCUACACUGGCUGAAAAUGUUCCCUUCAAGUGUAAUAUCAAUAAUAUCUAUAUUGCCAGUGUACAUUUGCAUUAAAUGAGUUUUGCAGUAGAUUAAACGCUUCAACUUCACUUCAAUAUUUAAUCAUCCAUAAAUGAUCUUUAUUACUUUGUAUACUAUGGCUCAAUGGAACAAAAUUUCUUGUAUUACAUAAGACCUCUCAUAUUCAAGUUAGAUACUGAUAAGGUAUAAUACAUAAGAAAACACAAAACCUAUUAUAUAUUCAGCAAUGGCCCUAGACAUUAGUAUUAGGUUUAUGAUAGGAGACAAUGUUGAAAUCAUUACAACAUCAAUUGUAGCGUGUGGCUUUAGUGUAAGCUAUGAGAGUUAUGCUAGGGUUGCAGUUAACCCUUUCCUGAAUGCUUCCACUUAUAUAAACAGAGAAACUAUAUAGCAGUAUUUGUUCUUGACAGUUCACCUUUUGGACUUGGAGUUUAUUUGUGUUAUUUUGAAUUACAACAUUAUAUUAUGCAGUAUAAUUUUAUAUGACAGACACAAUGCAGCAUUCUGUCAAUGAUUCAAAGCCUUCUUAUAUCACAUUACCCCUUGAUUGGCAUAUGACUUAAAUCAUGAUGCAAUAUACAAAGAGACAAGGCAGGCAAUAAAGCCCAGUUAAUUCAUGUUGCAUUAAUUGGAACUUUUAAUAUUUCAGAAAUU
This is a messenger RNA of Cynocephalus volans (Philippine flying lemur), 2794 nucleotides long. Its product is annotated as cytochrome P450 7B1. Gene Ontology annotation, molecular function: heme binding; oxysterol 7-alpha-hydroxylase activity; iron ion binding. NCBI's taxonomy places the organism in Eukaryota, Metazoa, Chordata, Mammalia, Dermoptera, Cynocephalidae. Gene Ontology annotation, biological process: cholesterol homeostasis; bile acid biosynthetic process. The transcript is spliced from 6 exons. The record is from RefSeq and is a predicted model, not a curated record. Bases 139 to 1647 code for a protein of 502 amino acids.